Molecule: messenger RNA, 2135 nt
Organism: Nicrophorus vespilloides
Lineage: Eukaryota; Metazoa; Arthropoda; Insecta; Coleoptera; Silphidae
Exons: 2
Coding region: 136-1803 (555 amino acids)
Source: RefSeq, a predicted model, not a curated record
UGAAGACUGUCAAACAUGUUUCAAUUUGGUUAAAGUAUAAAGUUUUUCAAUUAAAAGCUAUAUAAUUUAGUACUUCAUUGACAAACGAAAUGUAUAUAAUGUGAAAGCUUGUGUAUAACAAGUAAAAAGAAAACAAUGAAUUCAAAGGAGGAUCUGGAAGUCAAAGAGGAGGUUUUAAUGUCCCCUGAUACCAAUGCAAAUGUGAGCAAUGAUCACAGCAAGGGAGCAAUACCAAAAAAAAUAAAAUCACCAUUACAAAAGAAGACUAGAAAGUUAAAUAAUAACCUGGAUAACCUGUCAACAUUGAACAGUGAGGAAAACAGAAAAAUGAAUGGGAUAACAUCUUACAUCAAUUUACAACUACAAGAUGAACCAUCAUGCUCAAACUUCCAAAAUUAUUGCAAAUUUAACACAGAAGAUUCUUCAUCCAGUGAUGAAAAUGAUAUUUUGUCAGUAUCGGAUGAUGGCUGUAUCUACACUUACAAGGCAGAUUUACCAAGUUCGUUUUUUGCUUUGGAGAUUCCCCCAGAACCUGAACCUGUUAUAAUCCCUGCUAGAGAAGAAACUUCCAGCCCAGAAAUGGACUACUUGGAAAUGGAUUUUGAUCCAGGCAAUAAUGGAGAAGUGGAUACAAGUUCAGAAACUGACAAAGUUGAGGAAAAUGAUGUUCUUGAAGUUGAGCCAACCCCUUGCCCAAGUAAUUCUGUAAAUCAGGAAAAUUAUGAAAAUUUGGUAAAUGAGUCGGCAGAGGAAUAUCAUGAACAUGAAUCUGAUGUAUCAAUUAGUGUUAAUAAGGAUGAUCCAAUUAUGCCUUGGUCAUGUAAUGAAGCACAGAGAACAAAGUCACUAAGAUUUCGAUUUUCAAAGAGGAGCAGAAGUGAAUUAAGUUCUCCUAAUGAGAAUGUACCAUUUAUAAAAGGGGCACUGGUACAGAAUAAAAAUGAAAGUGAUGACGAAUUUGUGAAUAAUAUUACUGAUGCUAUGAUUUGGAGCUCUAAUGAUGCAGUUUUAAAACAAGGGAAUAAUACAUCUUCUGCUAUCACUGCUGUUAUGAAUGUGCUGAAUGCCUUAAGAUUUCCACUUCCACCAAUUGAUAAAAUUAAGGAAUGUAUGACUGAGAGGGUUAAGAAACCAGGAGCUUUAUCUUUAUGUGAAUAUUUAUUGACUCGUAGUGUAGCUGAAACAACACAGGAAGAAAUCAUUGAAGGACUGACUAAAUUAUCAAAUGGUAACAUUUAUGCAAGAUUUUUUCACAUGUAUCCAGAACGCAUAGUUAACUUGUACAAGUGGUUGGAGUUUUGGAUUAAGAAUGGUGCAGUACCAAUUGCCACUUUAAACUUGCAGAGGUGCCUGGGUUGCAUUCCUGAUACAUGGCAUCAUCAGAUGAUCUAUGGAGUUGACAAGAAUGGUGUUUAUUUAACGAAUCCUUUGGAAUACGUUGAUGCCGGUUUGCUGUGGCCACAACUUUGCUCCGAGUCUGUUCUACUUAUAAAACGAGAAGAUAUCUUGUCGAGGUGGAAUUUUCGAACCGAUUUGCCGGAGUUGAUGCAGAUUAAAGAUAUCCGAUGGAGGAGGAUCAAUGUUGUCGGUCAAGUUGCCAAUAUGAUACAUGAAAGUAAUCGUGAAUUGAAACCAGGUUUCACAAACACUUCGCACAUCCGAAUUCCAUCCUCGCAAUCAUCGGGAAUAACUUUGGCUGCUCCUAUAAACUCGACGGCGUACGCCCUUUUAAAACAGUGCCGAGAGCUACCAUUCUUGGAUCCGGCAGAAGCGAACAACACUUUGACGUACUCAUAUUAUUGAAGGUGAUAAAAAUGUGUAUAUAAUAUUAAAACUAAUUCAAUGAUUUCCAUUGUGAUAAUGAAACAAGAAACAUCUUUUAGAUAGAGUAGUGCCAUUUUUUUUAUAUUUUGUUUACAGUAACUUAAAGACAAAAACACCUAUGUUCUAUUUUAAUGAACCAAAGAUUGAAACUAAGGCAGAAAGUUUAUGUAUGUAAUGAGACAAUAUUACCCACAAUAUUAUAAAUCUCUAUAUGGAGCUUUAUGAUUUAGCCAAUUGUAUGUGAGCACACUGAAUAUUUCUUAAUUUUGUUUAUUACACAUACAAAAAGCGUAUAUAUUUACUGUAUAUAA